Molecule: messenger RNA, 1752 nt
Organism: Xiphophorus hellerii (green swordtail)
Lineage: Eukaryota; Metazoa; Chordata; Actinopteri; Cyprinodontiformes; Poeciliidae
Product: CD276 antigen-like
Exons: 8
Coding region: 74-1435 (453 amino acids)
Biological process (GO): T cell receptor signaling pathway; regulation of cytokine production
Cellular component (GO): external side of plasma membrane
Molecular function (GO): signaling receptor binding
Source: RefSeq, a predicted model, not a curated record
AAGUGGAAAUGCAUUAAACGAUCCUCGCAAACCUCAAUCCUGGCUUAAGCUUCUACAUGAAAAUUAAUCUACAAUGGAGUUGAUUCCUGUAAUUUUGCUGCUGCUUGUUUGUCCAGAGUGUAUCCUCACAGAGAACACCAAAGAUCCAGAUUUAGUUUGCCCAUCUAAGGCCAUAGGAGCAGUAAAAAGUAAGGAUGUCCUGUUGCCAUGUCACCUGGAGCCACCAAUGGAUGCUUCAGCAGAAACAGUAAAAUGGAAACAAGGGAAACAUGUUGUUCACUUUCAUCAAGGGGGAAAACAUAAUUCUUCAAAGCAAUGGGAGCAUUUUAGAGAGCGGACAUCUCUGUCCUCUGAAGGGCUGACCGAAGGAAAUCUGUCCCUCACGCUGUCCUCAGUAAACCACCUUGAUGAAGGUAGAUACCAGUGCUCUGUUCGCACCGAAUCCAUGAAUAAAACGUGUUAUAUCAAGCUCAAUGUUGAACCAAAUGUAGUCUGCCCCUCUGAGUACAUUGAAGUGACAACAGGUGAUGAUGUUGUCCUGCCAUGCCGCCUUGAGACACACAUGGAUACCUCAGGCAAAAUACUUCAGUGGAGACAUGGAAACAACACUGUUUAUGAAAAAGAAAAACAUAACACUGCAAAGGAAAAUGAGAGAAAUACAAAUCGGUUAUCGCUUUUCCCCGAAGAACUGGCUGCAGGAAAUCUUUCCCUGAAAAUCUCUUCAGUGCGUCUUGAAGACAAUGGAAAAUACCAAUGUUGCUUAAUCUCUGAAUCAAUAGAAAAGAGUUGCUCUAUUUUCGUCACAGUAGUUUCUGCAGGUGAUAGAGAGGUUGUGGGUCCACAUGAACCAGUCGCAGUAGAGGUGGGACAGGUUGCUGUUCUGCCGUGUCAUUUGGAGCCCCGAUCUCCUCUCUCAGAUCUGACACUGGAGUGGACAGUCAACAACUCCAAGGUGCACAUUUACAGAAGUCACAGAGAUGAUCCCUCCAUACAAGAUGAGAGAUUCAAAAACAGAACAUCCCUGUUUAAAGAGGAGCUGGUUCAUGGUAACAUUUCUCUUAUACUGACCAACGUAACUAAAGAAGAUGCAGGAAACUACUUCUGCUUUGUUCCCAAAUUGGUUGGUAAAGUCCAGAGAGUGAAUGUUACUUUGAAUAUUGUAAAGACAGAUCAGUGUACUUGUCCAGCUCCUCCCCCUGAAAAGCAUAAGAAUGAUGAAGAACCAUGUCCCUGCAAGACAAUUAUCCAGCAUCUUGGUCUGGGUCUGGGACUGGGACUGGGACUGGGUCUUGGUUUUGGCUUACCUUUGGCAUUCUGCAUAAUUAUUUGCUUAUGGAUGAAAUAUGUAGGAAGAUUUGAUGGAUUUGCAGAACAAGCAAGAGGAAAUCAGAACAAUCUGAGAGCGAUGCCACAGGAUGGUCACGAUGGUGAAUGACUUGGACCCAAAGAGUCGGCUCACCAAACAUCUGCUUCUGAGUUACAAUUAACAAAACUGCAAAUUUGAUGUCCAACAACAAAACCAAUAUUUCUAAAUGGCAUUUUUUCCUUAAUAAAGCAGAAAAGCAGUGAGGAGAAAUAAGCUGUGCUUUUUCUCUUCACUGCUAUUUGAACAUGCCAGCUAUUUUCUUUGGCUAUAUUGUGCUACAGCUGUCAUGCUUCCUUAAGUUUUAGUGAGAUUUAUAGUAUUAUGUAAUAAGUGGGAAGCUAAUUAUCAUUUGCAUAUUCAAAAUAAACAAAUAAUAAUAAACAAUA